UUCGCUCUCCCCCCUUUUUUUUAUUUAUUGCUUUCUUUCUUGCUAAAAUACUCUUUUUCUUUUUUUUUCUCUCUCUUUUUUUUUUCUUAAAUUUAUUACGACGAUAUCAGUAGCACUAAAUAUUAUAUAAAUGAAGUUGCUGAUUUCACUAUUUCUGAGUACAUUUGUACUUAUGAAUUCAGUACAAGGAUACUUCUAUGUUCCAACCUAUAUGAAUAAAUUACCUUUCAAAGGUGGUAUGGCAGCAGCCCAAAGCAACAAUUCUUUAUAUCUCUUUGGUGGUGAAAAUGCAACCACAGCUUACACAAACGACCUUUAUCAACUCACUCAAACAUCGACUUCUUAUGACUGGAAAAUCGUUGAACAAAAGAAUAGACCCAACGGAACUGUCUACAGUAAAGCCAUUAUCACUGCUGAUGGUCAAAAUAUGGUUUUGUUAGGUGGUAUGUCCAACUCGACUUUCGGCCGUGGACUUCCUCUUCAAAUUUAUAAUUUUAAUUUCGCUACACAAACUUGGUCUGCUCAUCUUCAAAAUGGAGUCACCAAUAUUACUGAACCUAUUCCUGCUAAUUUCGUAUUCAACAGAGAAUAUUUUUCUGCUACUUAUGAUGCUAAAAAUCAGAAAACAUAUGUUUAUGGUGGUGCUAUCACUAAACUCAACACUAUUUUCAAUACUUUACAUGUGUAUGAUUCAGAAUUUAAAGCUACUGCAUUAAAAGCUACACCCUAUGGCAGAUAUGGACAUACAACUUCUAUUUUAAGUACGGGCCAACUUGUUGUUAUUGGUGGUGUCAAUGGUGCUACUGGUGCCUUAGCUGAUAUGACCUCUGUUUGGGUUUAUGAUCCCUCGAGUGAUAAUUGGACUGGCCAAAAUGUUUCUGCCCCUCAAGGUACUCCUUCAACUGGUUCUGAUCGCACUGCUGUCGUUACUUCUGAUGAUAAAAUCAUCCUUUUUGGUGGUGAUAGUGGAUCCAUCCAAAGAACAAGACAAUAUUUAAACAGCAUCGCUAUUCUUGAUACAAAGACAUGGUCUUGGUCUAUUCCUAGUAUCACUGGUAUUCCUCCCUCUCGCCGUUCUUUCGCUGUUGGUGGAAUUUUAGAUGACAAACAUCUUACUGUCGCUUUUGGUUCCUCAUCAAAUUCUUAUUAUAACGACAUUAAUACAUACGAUCUUCAAUCAGGCGCUUGGUUACAAUCAUUUUCCGAAUCAAGCAGUAGUGGCGAUGGCUCUGUAUCAAAGGGUCUUAUUGCUGGUGUGACUGUAGCUGCCGUUGUAUUGCUCGUUAUUAUCUUGUUCUUGCUUUGGAAGUUCCAAUCUUAUAUUCGUUGGUUAGUUACUCGUAUUCAUAACGAUAUUUGGAAGCCUCGUACUGGUGAGCCUGUUUGGGCUGAAACUGGUCGUAUUGUAUCCCAAGUUUUCUUUUUAUUCUUCUUUGUCAUGUUCCUUUAUUUUGUUAUUCGUCAAGCCAUCGACAGUCCUAAUGUCGUACAAAGAAUUGAAUAUUCAACUGCCAGUGUCGAGGUCCCCGAUGUCCGUUUCUGUUAUGACGGUUUCCCCGCUCAAAGUGCUGUCUCUACCAACGGUGAUAGCGGUGCUCCUGGUGUCUCUUGUCAAACUGACAAUGGCUAUUCUUGUUCCCAAUUUGUAAAGACUCUUGAUAUGUCAAUUUUCCAACCCACCUUUUCUGAUAAUUUGGGUGCUGUCAACUGUUUCCUUUUCCGCGCCCCUGAGGAGUUCCAAUUGACAUCUACCUCAGGUGCUAAUAACGGUUCCCGUUUACUUUUUACCUUAUAUGGUGAUCAAGCUACUACCUAUGGUCGUGUCCAUGUUUCUAUUUUCCCCAAGAAGAUGGAUCCCAAUGCCAAGAUCUACCCUCUUGGUGAUGAUAUUGUUAACUAUUUAUCCGAAUUUGAUGUCUUAAACUGGCAAAAUGCUGAACGUAACGAUCUCCAAGCUACUAAUGUCUUUACUAUUGCACCUUUUACUUAUAGUGCUCUCAGUUAUGAUAUUGUUAACCACAAGUACUUACAGCCUGUCGGCUGGAACUAUGUCGGUUUCUUGCCCGUCACUAAUUCUACUCCCGAAAUCGAAUCCAACUUCAGAUCUGAAGCUCCCAACCCCACUUAUUCAUCUGGUCACACUGAUCUUGGUCUUGUUGCCGUUUUCCCUCAAUCAUAUGCCAUCUUGGAAGAUCGUGAGGUUAAGAUGUACACCUUGGUUAAUGCCUUAGGUUUUGUCGGUGGUAUCUUUGGUUUAUUGAUCGGUGCCCAAGCCUGGUUGUUUGGUUAUCGACCCAGAUCUCCUUGGGGUGUUGUACAUCGUUGGUCUACUGGUAGCCGUAAGCAAUCUUUGCUUUCCGGCUUACAGGCUCAAUUUAAGACUGCUGAUAGUGGUAUUCCUUUGGUGCAUCCCGUUCAUCAUCGAUUCAGUAAAAACGAGUUCCAAAACAUCGGGCAAGAAACCGAAGCUCAACGUGUUUCUCGUGUCGAAGAACGUAUGCAAAUUUUAGAAUUAUUGUUCAAGGCUUACUACGUUGAUGAUGAAGUUUUCAGAUCCCUCGAUAAUGCUGCUGGUGGUCCACCUAGCAAUAAGCCAUUGGCUAAUGUUCAACAACCUUACACAAACCAACAGACUCCUAGUAGUCUAGGCAUUAGAGAAAAUCCCUUUUUCCAGUCCACCGAGAAAUUAAAUCCUUAUCCUUCUCAACAACCAUCAGGCGAUAACCAAAAUGGCUUCUCUCACAUGUUUAACGAAAGACAAAGCCGUGGAAGUAUUAGCAACGCUAUCGCUAAAAUAUUGACACAGGCGCACGGCCAAGAGUUUUACACCACUUAUAACCCUUGGUCGAGUCAUCCGCCACGCCGUUUACUUAUCCUGGAUUCUUCUUUUAAUCCACCUACAAAAGCGCAUGCUAAUUUACUUUCCAAAGCAUUAGCAAGUAAGCCCUUGCACUAUUUUGACGGAUCGCUACUCUUAUUUUCUACCAACAAUGUUGAUAAGCAGUUGACUGGAGCUAGUGUCUUACAGAGAGCCCAAAUGAUGGAGUUGAUGGCACAAACAUUUGAUCAAGAUGUUGCGGUUGGAUUUACACCGUAUGGGAAAUUUGUCGAUAAGGCACAAGCGAUACAAGCGUGGUUUAAAUCACCAGUGGAACUCUACUUUAUUUUAGGUUAUGACACCAUAACGAGAUUGUUUGAUCCCAAAUACUAUUCCCCAGUCUCGGCUAAAGAGGCACUAGCACCCUUUUUCAAAACCUGUCAUUUGAUUUGCGCAAAUCGGGGUGAAAAUAACGAGGAAUUUUGGAAAGGGGUGGAACAAAAGGUGGAUCGUAUUCAAUUGGAUCCAGAGACGGAAUAUAUCUCAAGCACCUUAGCUAGAUCCCUCUUAGCAUCUGGUAGGCAAGACGACAAAUUGAAUGAUAUCCUGGAUCCUCGUAUUCUUGAAUUUAUCCGCAAUGAAAAUAUGUAUGAAUAAAUAAUUUUUAUUAGAGAAAAG
Mucor mucedo is the source of this 3496-nucleotide messenger RNA. RefSeq lists its product as uncharacterized. Gene Ontology annotation, cellular component: cytoplasm; nucleus. The transcript has 6 exons. Gene Ontology annotation, molecular function: nicotinamide-nucleotide adenylyltransferase activity; ATP hydrolysis activity; protein binding. Lineage: Eukaryota; Fungi; Mucoromycota; Mucoromycetes; Mucorales; Mucoraceae. Bases 131 to 3475 code for a protein of 1114 amino acids. The record is from RefSeq and is a predicted model, not a curated record.